Messenger RNA from Amphimedon queenslandica, 1033 nucleotides. RefSeq names its product short-chain collagen C4-like. The transcript has 2 exons. Bases 31 to 825 code for a protein of 264 amino acids. NCBI's taxonomy places the organism in Eukaryota, Metazoa, Porifera, Demospongiae, Haplosclerida, Niphatidae. The record is from RefSeq and is a predicted model, not a curated record.
UCAUCUUGCUGCUCCUAGCUUGCUGAUAUAAUGCAUUUCUUGGCUAUAUUUAUACUCUUGGCAACUGCUACUUUCAGUGCAGUUACAUCCAAUGAAGAAGCACUUUCACUGGUUAAUGAAGAGAAAGUUAAUGACACUCUUGUCAAAUUAGUAUAUCUUCAGAUUUUACGUGGUAGAGAUGGUCGUGAUGGAGUACCAGGAAGAGAUGGAGUGAAAGGAGAGAGAGGAGAUAAGGGAGAGAAAGGAGAGAAAGGUGAAACUGGACCUGUUGGACCAGCUGGUCCUAAGUGUGGAGGAGUUGUGUACACUCGUUGGGGAAGGAAGUCCUGUCCUACUGGAGCUGAACUACUGUAUGAGGGAAUAACUGGAGGUGAAUCAAAUAACAGCCCUGGAGGUGGUGCCAACUAUGUCUGCUUGCAUAAGGAUCCCCAAUACUUAAGUUCUCAUACACCACCUUAUAGUAGUUUUAUGUACGGUACCGAAUAUGAAUGGUCUAAUGGUAUAUUUCCUGGGAAACAUGGCCACGAUGUCCCUUGUGCAGUAUGCUAUACAUCUACUAAGAGUGUUAAACUGAUGAUUCCUGCUAGAACCAGCUGUCCUUCAUCAUGGACUAUGGAAUACAGAGGAUACCUGAUGGCUGAAAGAGAUGCUCACAAAAGAAAUGCAGUCUAUGAGUGUGUUGAUGAAAAUGCUGAAUCUAUUGAUGGCAGUCACACCAAUAAUAUUGGUGCUACUUUUUUCUUUACUUUGUCAACCUGUGUUGGUCUACCCUGUCCUCCAUUUGUUAACAGAAGACCAAUUACUUGUGUAGUCUGUACCAAGUAACAUUAUUGAUUCUGAUUGCUUAAUUAGUUUGCUGAUUGUAAUAAAUAAUAUUGCUUCCUUGCACACAAGAUAACACAUAUGUGUGAAAGUAUGCAUGUGUGGCUAUACUUAAUGUAUUUUCAUUUGGCAUUAUUUUCAUUUCUAAGUUUUUUCAUUAAAUUUAUUUUCAUUGAAUUAACAUACUAAUCUGAGCGAUUAAACAAGUAAA